UCACCUUCCAUUUCAUUCUGAGAACUUUAACUUUCUUCCAUAUGGAAAACCACUUCCGCUUCCUCUGAGGAUAAUCCACCUGUCACUUCAAACCCUUCUCCCAUCUCCGGCAAUGGCCGCCGUUACUUCACUCUCCUUCCCGGCGCUCGGCCAAUCACCGGAGAGGAAGGGAUUCAAUGUCUCUUCAUCUCCUUUUGCUUGUCCCUUCUCAUCCACUUCAGAUGUGUUUCGCUUUCGCACCAGCUCCGCCUUCGAUUCCCUCCCUUUCCGCACAUCCCGCGCCCCAGUUCGCUGCAUGUCCGCCGAGGUGCUCACAGCUUCAGAGGUGCCCACCGUGGCAGAGACAAAAAGGAAUUUCUUAAUGGCUUACAGACGGCCGAUUCCUAGUGUGUAUGGUUCUGUGCUACAAGAACUGAUUGUGCAGCAGCAUUUGAUGAGGUACAAGAAAUCGUAUCAGUAUGAUCCCAUUUUUUCCCUCGGGUUUGUUACGGUAUAUGAUCGGCUCAUGGAAGGCUAUCCGACCGAGGAGGAUAAAGAGGCUAUUUUCAGAGCAUAUAUCAAGGCAUUGAACGAGGAUCCUGAUCAGUACAGAAUUGAUGCACAAAAGUUAGAAGCGUGGGCGAGCAUUCAGAAUGCCAAUAGUCUUGUUGAGUUUUCAUCAAGAGAAGGAGAGGUUGAAAACAUCCUAAAAGACAUUUCAAAAAGAGCCGCCACAAAGGGCAGUUUUAGCUACAGUCGGUUCUUCGCAAUUGGACUCUUCCGCCUACUUGAGCUAGCAAAUGCAACGGAACCAACCAUCUUAGAGAAGGUAGGUUUGAUGCAUUUCAUGUUAUUAUCUCAAUGCAUGUCGGUGAAAGAGAAGUCUGUCCACUUGUUGAUAAUGGAAUCUUCAUAAAGUGAAAAGAGCUCACAUUGUAAUAAUAGAAGGAAAACUAAAACAGAUGGUAUAAGAUUAUUAGAUCAUUUGAAGAUUUUAGUUCCUAAUCUUGGGUUCUUGCCACACAAAAGAACCCACU
Molecule: messenger RNA, 1016 nt
Organism: Cuscuta campestris
Lineage: Eukaryota; Viridiplantae; Streptophyta; Magnoliopsida; Solanales; Convolvulaceae
Source: the annotation of a GenBank genome assembly